This is a messenger RNA of Athalia rosae (coleseed sawfly), 1156 nucleotides long. It is a transcript of the gene Rsph1, whose product is annotated as radial spoke head 1 homolog. Gene Ontology annotation, cellular component: motile cilium; nucleus. The record is from RefSeq and is a predicted model, not a curated record. Bases 1 to 1020 code for a protein of 339 amino acids. NCBI's taxonomy places the organism in Eukaryota, Metazoa, Arthropoda, Insecta, Hymenoptera, Athaliidae. The transcript has 6 exons. Gene Ontology annotation, biological process: spermatid development; axoneme assembly.
AUGCCGACAAGGGUUGUUCCGGACGGAGAAGGCGGUGAAGGGGACCGCAAUCCUCUUGGGAGAUAUGAAGGUGAACGAAACGAACGAGGUGAACGACAUGGUCAGGGAAAAGCUCUGCUCCCAAAUGGUGACAUGUACGUAGGUUCAUAUUGCAAGGGAUUACGCCAUGGUAAAGGUAUAUACGUUUUUCGUAACGGAGCACGUUACGAUGGCGACUGGCGAUGCGGUUUGAAGUACGGUGUGGGAACAUUUUGGUACCCAGAUGGAACCAGAUACGAAGGGGAUUGGAAACGUGACACAAAGUACGGUUUCGGUGUUUAUCACUACGUUAAUAAUGACGUCUAUGAAGGAUCUUGGAAGAAAAAUCUGCGCCACGGAAUGGGGACGUAUUUAUACUCCGCAACUGGUACGCAAUUCAUGGGAACCUGGAUUAAAGGUCGGAUGCAGGGCCCAGGAAAACUAAUUCAUCCGAGACACCAUUUUCACGGAUUUUGGGAACUCAAUCAGCCAUUCGGUAGAGGAUGUUUUACCUUUGAAAACCAUUGCAUGCAGCACGGACAUUACAUUCAUAUUCGUGAUCCAAAUUAUGACGAAACGCAAGAAGAGAGUGAAAGCCUUGCUGCAGUUGGGGUAUCUCCAGAGAAGGCGACACAGAGCGCAAAUGAAACUGCAGAGGGAAUAGAGCCGGGAAAAGAUUCUCUGUUAACUAAUCCAUCCGUGACAGAGAAGCCGCUGCCCCUGAAAAAAGGAAUUAUUGCGCUGUGGAGGGCGAGAUACAUCACAGCGUACAAUCCUGAUCUGCUUCCACCGGAACCAGAGCCUUUACAAGAGGAGGCAUCCCAACAAUCCCUGGACGACAAGUGUGAAGAGGAUGGUCACUGGCCAGAAAGUGAGCAAUAUUUGACUCACGAAGAAUGUGAGGGAGAAUAUCACCGAGAGCAAAGCCAAGAAGAAGAAUAUUUUGAAGAUCAUAUUGAUUCUUUGAGUGGGGAUAGUGCAUCAAGAGAGGAAACAAUUUAAUUUCACUUUUGCAAAUUGAGAGGAGCAUCGGCUCACGAAAAUUGUUAUUUUUUUUUUUGUAUUUCUACGCUAUGCACAAAUCGUACCCCAAUUUAAUUUUUAAAGUCAAUCAACUGCGAGCUAAUAAAUAUUUCGA